UCGCAAUAACUGUUUGAACAAACUUGAAUCACAAUUGGUUACUAACUGUAAAGCCACUGUCAUGGUGAUCAACGAGAAGCGCAGGUUAAAAGAGGUCGAUUGUCAUAGUCCAUGCGCGAUGGGAUCGACUUCGUGACUUUGGUCUUUGGAAGCACAGUGUUCACCAGGCUGUCAAGUGCCAUGGCUAACAGUGAUUGCACCGGCUUCUCGAUAUUACAGACAACAUUGUCCUAUUCAAAACGCUCCAAGGUUUGCACAAUUGUGCAGGCUGCGUGGUUCAUGUAUGUCUCAGCUGUCAAAGUCAACCUCGGACGAGGACCGCAUGAAACGCGGGAUUUGCCAUGAACGACAAGUCCGUUCUAAUGCAUCGCACUUGAAGUGUCUUGGACCAGUUGUCGGAGUGACUGCC
Aspergillus pseudonomiae is the source of this 409-nucleotide messenger RNA. RefSeq lists its product as uncharacterized. The record is from RefSeq and is a predicted model, not a curated record. The coding region runs from base 112 to 345 and encodes 77 amino acids. Lineage: Eukaryota; Fungi; Ascomycota; Eurotiomycetes; Eurotiales; Aspergillaceae. The transcript has a single exon.